AUGGACGGAGUCGGAACCCGCCCCAAGGCGUGCUUAACAUGUGCCAAGGCGAAAGUCCGAUGUUUACCAGAAACCGAUGGCCCUUGUCAACGUUGUCGUCGCUUAGGAAAAGAAUGCGGAAACCAAUUACCCGGAGCCCAUCGUCGAGAGAAAAAAUCAGAUGUGGCUGCACUCGAGGCUAAGUUAGACCGCAUGGUCGCCAUGCUGGCAGCUUCGGAACGAAAUCACAGAGAGCGGGCAGAAAGCGGCUCAAUGAGAUCAUCAUCUGCUGUGGAAGAAAACACCUCUGUACCCGAUGACACCGAGGGCCAGCUAUUGAUGGAUGUGUUCUUCAAGAAAUUGUUUCCUCUCUUUCCCUUUGUCUUCAUUCCCCCGAGUGUCACCGCAGAUGAACUACGCCGGGAGAAACCAUUCCUCUAUCUGAACAUCUCAAUGGUCGCAUGCCAAAACGCUCGACGCCAGCGAGAAAUUGUCAAUAUAGUCCAAGCAUAUGUGGCCGAGCACAUCAUCAUAAGAGGAGAAAAUAGCCUGGAUCUACUUCAGGGACUUCUCAUUAAUGUGGCUUGGUUCAUUUCAAUCAGUCGUUUCCCACAACACUGUUCUUAUGACCAAUCUCCCGAUGCGCCCAAAAUCGACGGGCCUCAUGUUGCUCGAAGCACUAACCAGCUUGAUACUUUUGCGCACUUACUCGUGGCACAGUCAUACAGCUUGGGCCUAAAUCAAGGGCUGACUUACCAGAAAAACAUGAACUAUACCUUGACUCAUUUGAAGGAAGCUAUGAACGAGGAGCAUCCGAAUCCCGUGCGCACACUGGAAGAACGACGAACCUAUCUUGGGUGUUAUUAUCUAACUACCAUGCUAUCAACAUGUGUGAAAGACUUGGGACCGAUCAUUCGCUUUACAAGAUACAUGGACGAAUGCUGCAAUGUACUAGAUCAGGUCGCGGAAUAUCCCUCUGAUGCCUAUCUCGUACAGCUAGUCCGAGUGAUGAACCUCACAGAAAAGAUUCAUCAAACACUAUACAACACCGAGCUCCAUUCUUUAUCAGCCUCAUCAGUGCCUCCGCCUCUCGGAUUGACCAUACGAUGGCUUGAGGCUGAACUUGAAGAAUUGAAAGCUAGAACGCCGAGCGAGUCACCGUACUCGGCCACCCUUCUAAAACUUCAUUACAACACAGUGGAGUUACAUCUUUAUCGAAUAUCCCUCAAUAACGAACCCUCUGAAUCCAACUACGGCGAUCAUCCUUUGAUGCGGUUGAAUCUCCUAUUCCGCUGCCUGGAAGCGACAACCUCCUCUUUCCAAAGCACUCUCUCCCUCCCAUCAGAUCUUUUUCCUUUCUUCCCUUUCAGCAUCAUGUGUCAAUUUGGAAAGGCAAUCAUCACUUUGUCCCAGCUCUUGCUCUACGACCACCCCGGAUGGGACCGAGCAUACGUGGAAAGUAUAAUGGACUUCGAUCAGACCAUUGACCGUAUGGACUCCAAGCUCCGAGCAGAACUGCCCUAUUUCGAACAGGUUGCAAAAGCUUCUAAUGAUACUGAACUUCCAGAGAUAUUUGGAAGAAUGGAACUGCGUGCGAAAUUGCUUAAAAGGAUGCAUCGGCGGAGAAAAGAAGCACUAGAACAAAACUCCCUGCAAACCAAUGUGCCCCCGAUGGACUUCGAGUUCAUGAUGAAUUACCCCCUCGAUUUGAUCUUUCCCUUUGAUGAAAUUCCACCCAUUCCUGGGCAAUAUAGUUGA
This is a messenger RNA of Penicillium coprophilum, 1737 nucleotides long. Its product is annotated as Zn(II)2Cys6 transcription factor. Gene Ontology annotation, cellular component: nucleus. Bases 1 to 1737 code for a protein of 578 amino acids. NCBI's taxonomy places the organism in Eukaryota, Fungi, Ascomycota, Eurotiomycetes, Eurotiales, Aspergillaceae. Gene Ontology annotation, biological process: regulation of DNA-templated transcription. The transcript is spliced from 5 exons. Gene Ontology annotation, molecular function: zinc ion binding; DNA-binding transcription factor activity, RNA polymerase II-specific; transcription cis-regulatory region binding. The record is from RefSeq and is a predicted model, not a curated record.